AUGCUGCUCGAUAUCCUCAUACAAACCAUUUGGAUAGUUUCUGUGCUGGCAGCUCCUGCUGAUAUCCUCAAGUCUAAUCGAUCCUUUGCGAAACGCACCAGUCCUGAAAUUGCUGAUGGAUUUACAACCCAGCAUAAAACCCAAAUAACAGACGGAUUCAAGGAUGCUCUCAGACUAGCAAAGACCGUUCAGACGGCGCCAGACGCAACUGUGGAUACCAUCCUGGAAAAGUACUUCGAUUCUAGUGACAAGGAGACUGUUAUGGAUUUAUUCAAAAAGAUCACCGGUAGUGAUGACCAGUAUGCCGGCAACUCUAUAUUGAGCCAGAUGAACGUUGUUCAGGACUACGCCGAUAAAAAGGGCAAGAUGGGCUGCUAUGAUCCCACCAUCUAUGCAGUAACUCGCCGCUAUACCACCUCCACUCCAAAAAUGAUUAUCUGCGAUUCCGGAUUCGCGUUUGGGGGUAUAGACAAGUCGUAUACCGAUGUCAGCGCUGUCACUUGCUCGACUAUUGGGAGUAUUGUGUCUAAAAAGAUGGACUUUCUGGGAGCUACGAUCUUGCACGAGUACACACAUUGGCGCUCAUUGGUUGUUCCACCGCUGUCGGAAGAAACGGACGAUCUUGACGGUGGAUAUGGGCCCUGGGAAGCCCAGGAAACCGUUCCCAAGAGCGAAGCGCUCAAGAAUGCCGAUAACUUCACUUGGUUUGCGAUUGAGCUGUUUUGGACUGUGCAUUGUGGUCGUGAGUUUGCUGCUCCCGAACUAGAUUCGGAUGAGGAUUGUGAUUCGGAUGACUAUUAG
Penicillium taxi is the source of this 801-nucleotide messenger RNA. RefSeq lists its product as uncharacterized. Gene Ontology annotation, molecular function: metallopeptidase activity. Bases 1 to 801 code for a protein of 266 amino acids. Lineage: Eukaryota; Fungi; Ascomycota; Eurotiomycetes; Eurotiales; Aspergillaceae. The record is from RefSeq and is a predicted model, not a curated record. The transcript has 2 exons.